Dacryopinax primogenitus is the source of this 471-nucleotide messenger RNA. RefSeq lists its product as uncharacterized. The record is from RefSeq and is a predicted model, not a curated record. The coding region runs from base 1 to 471 and encodes 156 amino acids. NCBI's taxonomy places the organism in Eukaryota, Fungi, Basidiomycota, Dacrymycetes, Dacrymycetales, Dacrymycetaceae. The transcript has a single exon.
AUGUUACCAACAAAACUCCCUCUCGCUCUCCUUCUCUUGCUGUUCCCCACCCUCAUCUCCGCCCAAUUCAACAUAUUUGACCAAUUCUUCGGGCGGCAAAACCAGCCUCAAGCGCACUACGGCAACCCCCAGCCGGGCAGUACACAGUCCCUCUGGCAAGCGCAAGCCGACGCAGGUACGUCUUCCCUCCCCUCCCCUCCCCUCUCACUUCCCACUCCCACCCCCGCUCCCUUCCCGCGCUCCGGAAUCCCGCGUUUCCGAAACCAAGCUAACGACCCAACAGUCCCCUGCGCUUCCUACCUCUGCCCAACGACCCUCCUCUGCACCCCUACACCUGCAGACUGCCCCUGCCCCAGUCCGCAGGACAUCAAGUGCCUCGUACCCGAUCACCAGACGGGGGAGAACACGGUUGUCUGCGUGAGGGGAGGGGAGGGGUGUGAGAAUGUUCUGAGUUUGGGGAGGGCGAUUUGA